Molecule: messenger RNA, 1621 nt
Organism: Dryobates pubescens (Downy woodpecker)
Lineage: Eukaryota; Metazoa; Chordata; Aves; Piciformes; Picidae
Gene: CREM
Product: cAMP responsive element modulator
Exons: 8
Coding region: 126-1106 (326 amino acids)
Biological process (GO): regulation of transcription by RNA polymerase II
Cellular component (GO): ATF4-CREB1 transcription factor complex; nucleus
Molecular function (GO): RNA polymerase II cis-regulatory region sequence-specific DNA binding; DNA-binding transcription factor activity, RNA polymerase II-specific; protein binding
Source: RefSeq, a predicted model, not a curated record
UUUCCUCAGCGCCCCCGGGGCGGCGCGGCUGCAUCAGCGCUGACGUGAAGCCGACGUGCGGCUCCGCCCGGCCCAAUCCCCCCCACCCCCUGUGACGGGGGCAGCACGUACAGGGCGGCGGGCAGAUGACCAUGGAAAUGGUUGAGUCACAACAGGAUGACAAUGCAGGAGAUACUGUGCCAGAGCAAGAUGCUGGUCACCUGAAGAACCAGCCAGGCCAAAGUCAUAUUUCCCCAGGAUCUGAGGUUUCUGUAGCUGCAUCAAGUGCCGGAAGAUCCCUAGCGCAGUUGCCGUCUGGUCAAACUGUUCAUGCCCAGGGUGUCAUUCAAGCCACGCAGCACUCAGUCAUUCAAUCACCACAUAUGCAAGCUGUUCAGGCAGCGUCGGCUGCAGAUGAAUCUACUGAGUCUGAAGGAGUCACUGAUUCUCAAAAACGCAGGGAAAUACUUUCAAGAAGGCCUUCAUACCGAAAAAUUCUGAAUGAACUCUCAUCAGAUGCUCCUGCAGUACCAAGGAUUGAAGAAGAAGAGAAGUCAGAAGAUGAGGGAGCACCUUCUGGAAUUUCUGCAAUGACCGUCCCCACCAGCCUGUACCAUUCUAGCACGGGGCAAUACAUUACCAUAACUCAAGGUGGAACAAUCCAGAUUUCUAAUCCACCCCCUGAUGCUGUCCAUGGACUACAGACAUUAGCAAUGACAAAUUCAGGAGCUCCUCAACCAGGUGCUACCAUUGUGCAAUAUGCAGGGCAAUCACCUGAUGGAACACAACAGUUUUUUCUUCCUGGAAGCCAAGUUGUUGUUCAAGCUGCCACUGGAGACAUGCCGGGUUACCAGAUUCGAAAUCCAACUACUAACUUACCUCAGGGAGUGGUAAUGGCAGCCUCACCAGGGACUAUAUGUAGCCCUCAGCAAGUGGCAGAAGAGGCAACACGCAAGAGAGAACUGAGACUUAUGAAAAACAGGGAAGCUGCUAAAGAAUGUCGACGUCGGAAGAAAGAAUACAUAAGAUGUCUGGAGAGUCGUGUUGCAGUGCUAGAAAUUCAGAACAAGAAACUUAUAGAGGAGCUUGAAACCCUAAAAGACAUUUGCUCUUCCAAAACAGAUUAGUAAAAAUAUUUAUUAUACUGUGAACUAAGAUAUGUCCAGUUGCUUUAUAAGGCAAUACAUGGCCAACACAAAUUAUGGCUUUCUCUGUGUCAUUUAUAUUAUUUUCCAACUCCUGACAUUCCUGAAUUGCUUUCCUGCUUUUUGUCAAUUCAUAGCUCUAGUUCUAGGUUUUUCAUGCUCCUCCCUUCCAUCUCCAAGGAACCAAAUGCUUUUAAGAAAAAAAAAAAGAAGUAACAGAGUAAAAACCUGCAUCAUUUCUAAGAGCUGUUUCUUUGCCAUAUAUUUACAUACUACUUUUUACCUGUUGCUGAGUAUCCUGCACCUAUGAAAUAUUUUGCAGUUGUUUUAGAUGAAUCGUAAUGGUAAUACAUCAGUAAUAGAAGAAAAAUCAACCAACCCAAGGUAUCUCAGGAAAGAGUUUAUAAAAGAAUGUUAUGAUUACAUGUAUGUACUAGCAUACUAGUCUACAGAUGAUUUUAUGGCAUAUUUUUAUAUUAGUUGCUUUGUGGGGGGAA